GGUUGCUCUUGUGGAAAAUAUUCCUGAAGGGAUCAACUAUUCAGACAGUGCACCAUCCCAUUUGUCUCUUUUCCAAGGCUGGAUGAAUUUGCUUAAUAUGGCUGAAAAGUCUGUUGACAUAGUAUCUUCCCAGUGGGACCUCAAUCACAGUCAUCCAUCAGCAUGCCAGGGUCAGCGUCUUUUUGAAAAAUUGCUUGAACUGGCAUCCCGAAAUAUUGAGAUAAAACUAGUGAGUGAUAUACUGCCCGUGGAAUCAAAGGUAUUAAACGACUUGAAAACAAAGGGUGCCGAAGUGUUGUAUAUGAACAUGUCAGCAUAUAAUGAAGGGCGGCUUCAGUCAUCUUUCUGGAUUGUUGAUAAGCAGCACGUGUACAUUGGAAGUGCCAGCCUAGACUGGAGAUCACUGGGACAGAUGAAGGAACUUGGCGUCAUCGUAUACAACUGUAGCUGCCUGGUCUUGGAUUUACAAAGGAUAUUUGCCCUGUAUAGCUCAUUAAGAUACAAGAAUAAAAUACCUCCAAGUUGGUCUAAGAGACUGUAUGGAGUGUACGAUACUCAAAAUAAACUGACGCUGCAGCUGAACGAGACAAAAUCAGAAGCUUUUGUGUCGAAUUCACCUAAACUCUUCUGCCCAAAGGACAGAGUCCUGGAUAUUGAAGCUAUAUACAGUGUUAUCGAUGAUGCAAAACAAUUUGUAUACAUAGCUGUCAUGGACUACUUGCCGAUCGUCAUCGACACCAAUGCUAAACGGUACUGGCCAUAUUUAGAUGGGAAGAUACGAGAAGCGUUAGUUUUGCGAAGUAUUAAAGUACGACUUCUCAUAAGUUUCUCAAGAGACACAGAUCCCCUUACUUUUAACUUUGUUUCAUCUCUGAAAGCUAUUUGCACUGAAGUUCCAAGCUGUAGUUUGAAAGUUAAAUUCUUCGACCUUGAGGAAGAAAGUGCAUGCUUUCUUAAAGAACAGAAGAACGCUUCCCUUCCCAAAUUAAAUCGUAACAAGUAUAUGGUGACUGAUGGAGCUGCAUACAUUGGUAAUUUUGAUUGGGUAGGAAAUGCAUUUACGCAGAAUGCUGGAGCUGGCCUUGUUAUCAACCAAGCAGACGCGGGGAACAGCACAAGCAUCAUUAAGCAACUCAAGGCUGUUUUUGAAAGGGACUGGUAUUCACAUUAUGCCAAAAGUUUACAACCAACAAAAAUCCCAAACUGCUUUAAUCACAAACUUAAUAAAGCAACAUCAAAUAAGACUGCCAUGAGCAAUGUGAAUUAGAAAGACUAUUUUACUGUUUAAUAUGGCAAUGAAGAAUUACAAUGGGGUGUAACCCUCUUUCAUAUUUACAGACAAAAGACUUAAA
Messenger RNA from Balearica regulorum gibbericeps (East African grey crowned-crane), 1352 nucleotides. The record is from RefSeq and is a predicted model, not a curated record. NCBI's taxonomy places the organism in Eukaryota, Metazoa, Chordata, Aves, Gruiformes, Gruidae.